Molecule: messenger RNA, 870 nt
Organism: Rhizoctonia solani
Lineage: Eukaryota; Fungi; Basidiomycota; Agaricomycetes; Cantharellales; Ceratobasidiaceae
Product: glycoside hydrolase family 61 protein
Exons: 5
Coding region: 1-870 (289 amino acids)
Source: RefSeq, a predicted model, not a curated record
AUGGUGUUUUCUGCUGGCUUUAUUCUUUUAGCCUCGGCCGCACUUGUUGCUGGUCACGGUAAAGUCACUGGUGUCCGGAUUAAUAAUGUUUACUAUCCAGGUUCAGAGAAUUACAAUACCCCUGAAAACGACAAAUCCCCUGUCCGUGCGCUCCCUAGUGACCUUGGCUUUGUACACGCCCAGAACGUCAAUUCGCCGGACAUUGCUUGCUCUUCUGCUGGAUACACUCCUCGCAAGCUGACUCCCGAAGUUCCUGCUGGAGGUCAAGUUGGCAUUAGGUGGGGUGGCGAUGGUGGCCCAGACAAGAAGCAGUGGCCUCACCCAGAAGGUCCCGCUAUCGCUUACUUAGCCUCCUGCAACGGCAAGUGCUCUGAGUUCAACCCUUCCGGCGCCGGAUUCUUCAAGAUCCUUGAAGAGGGAUUGGUCGCGUCUCGCCAGCCUAACCAGUCUGGGAACGACCAUCUUCCGUGGGGCCAAGGAAUGUGGGCUCAAAACCGAAUGCAGUACGAGGAUAGCUGGAACUAUGUCACGAUUCCCUCCGACAUUAUGCCUGGAGAAUAUCUUCUUCGUCAUGAGCUUAUUUCUCUCCACGAUGCUCAUAGUGGUGGACAAGGUGCUCAAUAUUAUCCGGUGUGCGUUCAGAUCAAGGUCACUGGCGGAGGCAAUGCUACACCUCCGACUACUCCAGCGACCCAACUCUACCGUCCUCAGGAUGGCGUUGUCAACAUCUAUGAGCCUUAUGAUAAGCACGGAAUCGCUGCCUCGGUAUACAAGAUUCCCGGUCCUCCCUUAUACGGUUCGCGUAAGACCUCUGCGGGCGCUGGAGCUUCUCGAGCUCAUGGUCAAUCAAAGAAGCGCAUGUCGCACUAA